UGUAGAAACAGGUGUAAAGGGUUAUAUAUGUGGAUAUGUGGGGGAGGGUUCCAUGUGGGAAUUUGUGAUAUCAUUUGUGUAUAUAUAUAGUGUGGGUUACAUCCUCAGCUCACUCUGGAGUCCUUCAUCAUGCUGUGGGCAAUAUUUCUAGCAGUAUUGGGAGUGGCGGCAGCAUCGCCCAUUAUACCCGAGGCUGCUCGGGCACUCUACUUCAACCCUGGCAUGCUGGAAGGAGACAUCAAGCGUCAUGAAACACACCAGCCAGGGAGGGUAGGCUCAGCCAUCCUAGGAGAUGAAUAUCUUUGGCCAGGUGGUGUCAUCCCAUACACCCUGGCAGAUGAUGUUACCAAUGAAGAGCAAGCAGCAAUCAUUAGUGGGAUGCAAGAACUUGAAGAGAUGACUUGCAUCCGUUUUUUGCCCAGAACCACCGAAGCCGACUAUAUUGAAAUUUUCACCAGUGGCUCAGGAUGUUGGUCAUAUGUCGGUCGUUUGGGUGGAAUGCAGCAAGUGUCCCUGCAAAGCAGUGGUUGCAUUUACCAUGGUACUAUUAUCCAUGAGUUGAUGCAUUCAAUCGGCUUCUACCAUGAGCACACUCGUAUGGACCGUGACUCUUACGUCCACAUCAAUUAUGAAAAUGUCGAGCCUUCAUACACGUAUGCCUUCGACAUUGAUACAUACUCCCGCUACGUUGGCGAAGAUUACCAGUACUACAGCAUAAUGCACUAUGGCAAGUAUUCCUUCUCCAUACAGUGGGGAGUCUUGGAGACCAUUGUGGCCCUGCAAGAUGGCAUUGAUCUCACUGAUCCUUAUGAUAAGGCUCAUAUGCUCCAAACUGAUGCUAACCAGAUCAAUAACCUUUAUACAAAUGAAUGCAGCCUAAGGAAAUAG
Cherax quadricarinatus is the source of this 888-nucleotide messenger RNA. Its product is annotated as astacin. Lineage: Eukaryota; Metazoa; Arthropoda; Malacostraca; Decapoda; Parastacidae. Gene Ontology annotation, molecular function: zinc ion binding; metalloendopeptidase activity. The record is from RefSeq and is a predicted model, not a curated record. Gene Ontology annotation, biological process: proteolysis.